AUGGAGUUUGCUGAAUGGAUUUGCAAAACACAUCAUCAGCCAUGUCAUGUUGUUUAUACAGAUUUUCGUCCCACACCUUUGCAGCAUUAUAUUUAUAUUGAUCAUUUAAAUGAAAUUUGCUUACUAGUUGAUGAAAAAGGCACAUUUUAUGAAAAUGCUUUCCAGAAAAAAAUUAGAGAACCUUUCAAUACAGAACCAAAAAAUUCUGAUAAUACCAAAUUAAGAAGAAAUAAUGUUCAUUCAAUGAUAAAGGCCUGUAUAAGUUCUAAUCUUGAUCCAAUUAUUGCAUUUGCAUUUUCAAAUAAGGAAUGCAAUAAUUUGGCAAUACAAUUGAAUAAAAUGGAUUUUAAUAAUGGCAAAACUAAAGUUGUGGACAAUGCUAUGGAUUUGUUAGCUGAGGAGGAUCGUCAAUUAAAAUCAAUACAUGAUUUAUUGUCAUUGUUAAAAUGUGGUAUCGGCAUUUAUCAUUCAGAAUUAUUACCUUUUUUGAAAGAAGUGUCAACAUCCGGAGAAUACAUUCAAAUGUCUGGUCACGCUGGUAGAAGAGGUAUUGAUGAUCGUGGUCAUGUAAUAAUGAGCCUUGGUAGUAAAUAUCAUUUGACUAAGGAUAUGGUUAAGGGAAAACCUAAUUCUUUAUUAUCAGCAUUUCAUUUAAGAUAUCAUAUGAUAUUAAAUAUGUCAAUAAUUGAAGAAUUGAAAAAGUACAAGAAAAAAUUGAAAGAGCAUAAAAUAGAGAAUGAAGAAUCAGUAGCACAAUAUUAUUCAUUUGUUAAACUCAAAGAGGAAAUGACUGGCGAGUUUAAUGUAUACAUCACAAGUCCAAAACACUGUAUGAGAUUUUUAACUCCAGGUAGAUUGGUAUGGGUGAAAUAUGAUGAUAUGGAUUUUGGUUGGAAUAUGGUCAUUAAAUGUGAAGAGAUAAUAAGGAGGGCAGUUACACAUUAUAAUUUAAUAAAUUCUGGAAAAGCAAUUCAUAAAGUAAAAGUGUUGUUGCACUGCUCUAAUGAUUCAUUUGUGAAUAGUGAAAGAGUUGAUGUCAAGCCAUGCCCAGUAAGCUUAAAUGAUGGUGUUAUGCUGGUUGUUCCAAUAAAACUUAAAGAUAUACAAACAAUCAGUCAAAUACGCCUUCAUGCGGGUGAAAAUAUCGAGCAUGAACGUCAUCUAAUGCAUUUAGCUUAUGAAACUAUUAAUGAUAUUCUUUCAAAACAUCCGACUGGUGUGCCAUUAGAUCCAAUAAAAAUGAGAUUAAUUGAAGAGAACAUUAAUAAACAUCCAAUUAAUCAAGAUCCAUUAAUAAUAGAAAAAUAUACCAAAAGAUUGAAUUUAGUAGAACAGAUAGAAUCAGUUCUUCAAUUUGAUGAAUUUAAAAAAAGAAGACGUUUAUUACGGAGAAUGGGUUACUUGUCAGAAAAUAAUAUGGUUGAGCUCAAGGGUAGAAUAGCAUGUGGAAUUAAAUCAGGUGAUGAAAUAGUUUUAACCGAGUUAUUGUUGAAUGAUGUUUUCAAUAAAUUCAUAGAGCCAUAUAAUCAAAUUUUAGAGACAGCUAGAAUUGUAGCUGAGAUUACUGAAGAGUGUGCUAUUGCUAUUGAUAAAGAAAAAUAUAUGGCAAAAUUUUCACCUGGGUUGGUGGAAAGUGUGUAUGCUUGGUGUAAUCAUGUAACGUUUCCAGAAACGUGUAAAAAAGGAAAAAUGCAAGGAGAUAUUGCUAGAAAUUUUGAAAACUUGGAUGAAUUAUUACAAGAAAUGAAUGAAAAGUAA
Entrophospora sp. SA101 is the source of this 1758-nucleotide messenger RNA. The record is from the annotation of a GenBank genome assembly. NCBI's taxonomy places the organism in Eukaryota, Fungi, Glomeromycota, Glomeromycetes, Entrophosporales, Entrophosporaceae.